AUGGAGUUAAUGAUAGUAAACGUGAGGCUAAGACAUGAUUAUAUUAUAUUGCCAUGCCAAACUCAUAACCCAUCUAGUUCUUCUUCUUCUUCUUUCCAACUUGUAAAGGCAAGCCUAAAAUGAAGUUUUCUUCAUCUUCAUCUUCAUCCUCAAUGAGAAAGAACUCCUCCACCUAUUCCUCAUACCUUAUCACCAUAUCCUUCAUCAUCUUUGUGACCAUUCUCUAUGGUGAAGACCUCACUUGCAUUCUUAGGCAACCAUUCCUCUACUAUCAACAACUAGACCACUUUGAUCAACAACAACUACUCCAACAACAAGCCUCAGAGAAAAAUAGGACAGUGCCGUUCGUGGUGGGAACGACAGAGCCCGGGUGUGAUAUCUUCUCCGGUGAGUGGGUUUACGAUGAAGAAACCCGGCCUCAAUAUGAAGAAGAAGAAUGCCCUUAUAUUCAACCUCAACUAACUUGUCAAGCUCAAGGUAGGCCUGAUAAGGCUUAUCAACAUUGGAGGUGGCAACCUCAUGGAUGUUCUCUACCAAGCUUUAAUGCUACUUUAAUGCUUGAGAAGUUAAGGGGAAAGAGAAUGUUGUUUGUGGGUGAUUCAUUGAACCGUGGGCAGUUUGUCUCUAUGGUUUGUCUUCUUCAUAGAGUGAUCCCUGAAGGAGAAAAAUCCUUCAAAACCGUUGAAUCUCUUACAAACUUUCAUGCAAAGGAGUAUAAUGCUAGCAUUGACUUCUAUUGGGCUCCAUUCCUCGUCGAAUCAAACUCUGAUAAUGCGAUUGUGCAUAGAGUUUCCGAUCGAAUAGUCCGUGGAGGAUCGAUUAAAAAGCAUGCUAGACAUUGGAAAGGAGUAGACAUCAUGGUCUUUAAUACUUAUCUUUGGUGGAUGACUGGCAUGCCAAUGAAGAUCUUGAGAGGUUCUUUUAGUGGGGAUAUGAAGAACAUAACAUUGUUAGAAACUCCAGAUGCAUAUCGAUUAGCUUUGCGGAGGAUGUUGAAAUGGUUGGAGAAAAACAUGGAUCCUCAGAAGACAAGAGUGUUCUUCACUAGCAUGUCUCCUACUCAUGAGAAGAGUUUUGAAUGGGGAGGAGAACAAGGAGGGAAUUGCUACAAUGAAACAACUCCUAUCAAGGAUCCGAACUAUUGGGGAAGAGGAUCAAGGAAGAGCAUAAUGCAAGUGGUGAAGCAAGUGUUUGAAACAUCGAAAAUUCCAAUCACUGUGAUCAACAUCACUCAGUUAUCGGAAUACCGAAAAGAUGCACACACCUCCAUCUACAAGAAACAAUGGAAUCCAUUGACACCAGAGCAACUUGCCAAUCCAAGAAGCUAUUCUGAUUGUGUUCAUUGGUGUCUCCCUGGUCUUCAAGACACAUGGAAUGAGCUUCUCUUUACAAAGCUUUUCUUUCCUUGAGCCAAGAGUCAAUUGGUUGUUCAACUGUUUCAUAUUCUUGAGUUUGUUUUCAAGUCAAUUGUAAUCUUAAUGGAAAAAAGAAAAGAAGUUUUCAACUCAUCCCAUGUGCAUUGUUCUUCAAUUUCAAUGGCUUUGAAUGGAAA
Molecule: messenger RNA, 1552 nt
Organism: Dioscorea cayenensis subsp. rotundata (Guinea yam)
Lineage: Eukaryota; Viridiplantae; Streptophyta; Magnoliopsida; Dioscoreales; Dioscoreaceae
Product: protein trichome birefringence-like 33
Exons: 6
Coding region: 120-1409 (429 amino acids)
Cellular component (GO): Golgi apparatus
Molecular function (GO): O-acetyltransferase activity
Source: RefSeq, a predicted model, not a curated record